This is a messenger RNA of Drosophila novamexicana, 1532 nucleotides long. It is a transcript of the gene dare, whose product is annotated as NADPH:adrenodoxin oxidoreductase, mitochondrial. Gene Ontology annotation, biological process: ubiquinone biosynthetic process. The coding region runs from base 79 to 1524 and encodes 481 amino acids. Gene Ontology annotation, cellular component: mitochondrion. The record is from RefSeq and is a predicted model, not a curated record. The transcript is spliced from 4 exons. Lineage: Eukaryota; Metazoa; Arthropoda; Insecta; Diptera; Drosophilidae.
GCAUGCGAACGGUCACACUUGGCGCUAUAUUUUUGCUUGUGCCAUUUCAGCAUUACGAAGCUUUCUCCUAAGACAAACAUGGGUUUCACGCGCAGUUUUGUAUAUUCCCGACAUAAAUUGUUAAAUAUAUACAGCUGUAAUUUAAGUACAAGUGCAAUUAAAUACCAAAAUGUGCAACAGUCAACGGCAGCAGCCAAGCGAAUUUGCAUUGUGGGCGCCGGCCCAGCGGGUUUCUAUGCCGCACAAUAUUUGCUCAAGCAGCUGAGCGACUGCACCGUGGACAUCGUGGAGAAGCUGCCGGUGCCGUUCGGAUUGGUGCGCUUUGGAGUUGCGCCCGAUCAUCCGGAGGUCAAGAAUGUCAUCAACACGUUUACGAAGACGGCGGAGCAUCCGCGUUUACGUUUUUUUGGCAACGUAACGCUCGGCGAGGAUGUGAGCCUGCAGGAGCUGCGGGAUCGUUACCAUGCCGUGCUGCUCACCUAUGGCGCGGAUCAGGAUCGUGAGCUGCAGCUGGACAACGAGCGGCAGGCGCCGCAUGUGAUAUCGGCGCGGAAAUUUGUGGCCUGGUAUAAUGGUUUGCCCGGCGCCGAGCAGCUGCAGCCGGAUUUGAGCGGACGCGACGUCACGAUUGUGGGCCAAGGCAACGUUGCCGUCGAUGUGGCGCGCAUGUUGCUAAGUCCGAUCGACACCCUGAAGCUUACAGAUACCACGGAGUAUGCCUUGGAGGCACUGGCGCGCAGCAAGGUGGAGCGUGUACACCUGGUGGGCCGACGCGGUCCGCUGCAGGCAGCCUUCACGAUUAAAGAGCUGCGCGAGAUGCUCAAAUUGCCCAAUGUCGAGACUUGUUGGCGUGCAGCGGACUUUACGGGCAUUGCUGAGCAGGUGGACAAAUUGCAGCGACCACGAAGGCGUCUAACUGAACUGAUGCUCAAGAGUCUGGGCGAACAGAGGAAGCCCAGGGCUGCAGCUGUUGGCAAGCAAUUCCUGCCCAUCUUUCUGCGCGCUCCCAAAGCCAUUGCGGCGAAUGAAAUGGAAUUUAGCAUAACUGAGCUGCAGGAGAACGAGGCAGCAGUCGCCACUGAGGCAUCCGAACGGCUGCCAGCUGAUUUAAUUUUACGCAGCAUUGGCUACAAAUCCAGUUGUGCCGAUGCUGGCAUCAACUUUGAUCCGAAACGUGGUCAUGUGUGCAAUCGGCAAGGCCGUGUGCUGAAGCCCGGCGAAUCCGACGCUGUGGAGCCUGGCCUGUAUGUGGCUGGCUGGCUGUGCACUGGACCCACUGGUGUCAUCCUGACCACCAUGAAUGGCGCCUUCGUCGUGGCCAAAACUAUCUGCGAUGAUAUUGCAGCCAAAGCUGUGGACACAGCCUCAGCAAAACCUGGCUUUGAGCCGGGCAGCAGGCGUAUUGUCAACUGGGAAGGCUGGCGACGCAUCGACCAACACGAAAGCGAGGCGGGCAAGGCCAAGGGCAAGCCGCGCGAGAAAAUUGUUAGCACUGAGGAAAUGCUGCGCAUUGCUGGCGUCUGAUAAACUAG